CUUUCCACCGAGCAACCACUCGAGCAACAUGUCCUCAGACGUGCAGCUGCGUGACCAAGCGGACCAACUGACCACCGGCAGCCACGAGAUCAAGGACUCAGACAGAGAGCGGAGCACGAGAGCCUGAAAGCACACAUAUUCUGUUGACGUCCUGCUUCCCUGCCCAGGAGAAUUCUCAUAAUACUGGGCAGAGUCCACACAGCACAGCACAGCUCUAAAAGAGGCCAGAGCAUAUCAGCAGAAAACUGGAUUUCUAGGUGUAAAGGCUUGUGAGCACUGCUCCUUGUGGACCAGAGAGCAAUACCUGAGGCAAGGACAGAUGGAUGGAAUAAACUUGACGUUCUGGAAUGCGUCUGAGGGCAAUGAGACAGAGACUGGGGUGGAGACAAGCCCAUAUAAGACAGUGGAGGUGGUAUUCAUUGUGCUGGUAGCAGGCUCACUUAGCCUGGUCACUGUGAUUGGAAACAUCCUGGUCAUGCUCUCCAUUAAGGUCAACAGAAGCCUACAGACUGUAAACAAUUACUUCCUGUUCAGCCUAGCAUGUGCUGAUUUCAUCAUAGGCCUCUGUUCAAUGAAUCUCUACACUGUUUAUAUUGUGAUUGGCUACUGGCCACUGGGACCGGUGGUGUGUGACCUGUGGUUGGCUCUGGAUUACGUGGUCAGCAAUGCCUCAGUCAUGAACUUGCUGAUUAUCAGUUUUGACCGUUACUUCUGCGUCACUAAGCCACUGAGCUAUCCUGUCAAGCGAACCACUAAGAUGGCGGGGAUGAUGAUUGCUGCUGCCUGGGUACUCUCCUUCAUCCUGUGGGCUCCUGCCAUCCUUUUUUGGCAGUUCAUCGUGGGUGGACGUACUGUGCCAGAAAAAGAGUGUUAUAUUCAGUUUUUCUCCAAUGCAGCUGUCACCUUCGGCACGGCCAUUGCUGCCUUCUACUUGCCUGUUAUUACCAUGAUGGUGUUGUAUUGGCAGAUUUCCAGGGCCAGCAAGAGUCGUGUCAAGAAGGACAACCGCAAACCAUCAGCUGCCAACCCUGGAACCACAUCGCCCAGCCAGACCCGCAACAAAGCAUCCAACAAGCCUGACAACAACAACGUGAUGGUGGAAGACCCCAACAUGGGUCAGACUCAAACAACCGAUGAUGCGACCAACCAGCAUGACAAUAAGCUGCAGAAUGGCAAAGGGCCAUCCACAGCCAGUGUGGGGAGAGCGGGGGAGUUGGACGACAGAGCCAGGGACAACUGUGUCCCUGUCGAGGAGAAAGAGAGUUCCAAUGACUCCACUUCUGGCAGUGGUGCAGCAGCCAAUCAGAAGGAGGAGGUGGUGCCAUCCAGAGCCAAUGACAGUCAGGUGCCAGGACGACAUCGCUCCAAGGCCGGUGGUUCCAAACUGACAUGCAUCAAAAUUGUUACCAAGUCACCAAAGGGAGACUGCUAUGCACCCUCCAAUACAACAGUGGAGAUUGUGCCCAAAGCAGAGAAGCAGAAUCAUGUGGCAAGGAAGAUAGUAAAGAUGACAAAGCAGCCACCCAAAAAAAAGAAAGCAGCUCCAUCAAGGGAGAAGAAGGUGACCCGCACUAUCAUGGCGAUCCUGGUGGCAUUUGUGGCUACAUGGACACCCUAUAAUGUGAUGGUUCUCAUCAAUACAUUUUGCUCCAGCUGCAUCCCUAACACAGUGUGGACCAUCGGGUACUGGCUCUGCUACAUCAAUAGCACUAUCAACCCUGCAUGCUAUGCUCUCUGCAAUGCUACAUUCAAAAAGACAUUCAAACAGCUUCUGCUCUGUCAAUAUAAAAAUAUUCGCUCAACCAGAUGAGCUUGGAUGUUCAAGACAUAUCUGUCUGCAUGCAUUUGUCUGUGUGUGUGUGUGUGUGUGUGUGUGUGUGUGUGUGUGUGUGUGUGUUUGUGCGUGCGUGCGUGUGUGCAUGCACGCGUGUGCAUGUGGAAAGUAUCUGUGAAAUGAAACUAAUAAUAGAGUGUGUAGCAGCUGGGUGGGUCUAUGUUUUAUGUUCCUGUAUUGUGUAUAUCUGUUACCAAUAACCUGAAGUAGCACUUUACACACAACCAAUUGCAACUCAGAGAGGUGAACAUUGCUACAGACAAGGAGGGGUUUUACUGAAAGAAGGUCUUGAUAAAUUAAUAAAUUAAUUAAUGUUUAAAAAACAGCAAUUGGUGAUAUAUGUAGAUAAAAUAGCAACAAAAACAAAGUUGGAAGAAAUCCCAUGCUUAACCUAAUAUUAUCCACAUACAGUGACUGAAUACAGAUUUAAUUUAAGAGCACAGUGUAAGAUCAUAAUCUGCAUAAUCAGUGUACUAAAUUAUACACUGAUUAAAGGGACAAUAGGGCUGACUGAACCUUCAAACCUAGCGUUUGGACUUCAGUAUAAUAUGAUAUUUGUACAUACUUGUAUAUAAACAUGUAUAGCACUUGUUGUUUGGCACUGUGAGGAGUGCGGGCAGAAUAUGUGUGCAUGUUUGGUAGACUGAGAGCAUAUUGGUGUGUGGUCAGAGUGUGUGCAUGUAUGCAGGGUGUGUAUGAGUGGGUGGGUGUGUGCGCGCACAUUACAAUAAGAGUGAAUAUGUCACUUGAUGUUAAUCUACAGCAUGCAUUGAAUAUAGGUAUUCAGUAAUAAUGAUUGCAGUCGGGUGUAUCACUGGCCCCUUUGUGUGUGUGUGUGUGUGUGUGUGUGUGUGUGUGUGUGUGUGUGUGAAUGUAUGUGUGUGUGCUACUGUGGCUCAGACCACAGAGGGGUAUUGGAGAGCCACUCUGCCAUAUCCACAUGUAUGAGUGGAGCAGCUUUGAGUGCACAGAUCUCCAGAGAUGCAAAUUAAAAGCUUUUAAAAUGAUGAUGGAGGAGAAGGGUGAAGUGACUCUUUUUUGUAGAGCCAUUAUUAUGGGUUUGAGAUUUUACCCUUUUUUCAUAAAACACUGCACACAAUUUCACGAUGCAAUGUCAAACGGUGCCGCAAAAACAAACUGGCUAGAAACAAUGAGGGGUCCAUCAGACAUGGUAAUUCAUGUUCAGUUCAUAUUAGGGAUAAAGUCAGCGUAAACCCUGACCCAUGCCUUCAGGAGCCUUCUUGACACGAAUGGCAUGUUAUAAAGCUGCUUAACAGCUUUCUCAUGAAAUAUGCAGAGAUGUAAAUGAGUGUUUCUGCUUUCACAUCUGCCUGUCUGCAGCAGGGUGUUCAUUCAUGCCGCCUGCGGGUGUCAGGCGCACUGCCAGGCACGCAACACUGUUCGUGAGGAAUCCUGUGCUUUUCUUUGAAUGUAACAGCAUGUGAGAAUAAGCUCCGAGUAUGGGAGCAGACUAAACUUUGGGCAGUCUAUGAAUGAAUGAUUGUCUGUCUGUAUGCAGAUGUGGAUGUAAAAGUAGUGCUAAUGUAGGUUUUAGACUUAAAGCCUGAGCCUUCCUUUACAUGACUCAUUAUAUGUUGCUCUGAGGCAUUUGAAUAAUAGAUUAAUAUCUUAUUCUUGCAGGCUAUUGAACCAGGCAAGUGUGCAUGCGUGUGUGUGUGUCUUUGUGUGUGUGUGUGUGUGUGUGUGUGUGUGUGUGUGUGUAUGUGUGGGUGUGUGUGUGUGGGUGGGUGAUCACCCCAGAAUUGGGGUUAUUCUAAAUCAAAGGCCUUGGCCUUGUGAAAUAAAAGGGCUAGAUAUUUUAUACAUUUCACCGUUUCACAGCUCAUACUUUUGUGGUUCACACUGUAGUCUCUGAAAUAACAUGCGCAUAGUUUCAUGCAGAAAAAUGUCGCACGUGAAAGAUAAGUCACAGUAGUAAUAUGAAUACCUGAUACAUUUCCUUAUCCUUUCAAGUAUGUGUGGUCAAACAUUUGCCUAAUGUUCACUUGUAAUUCUCUCUGUUGCUGUGUAGCCCUGUGAGUAUAAUUGUUCGGCACAGUGGGCAGCCUUCACUGUGUGGUGAGUGUGGGUCUUUUAGCAACACUGAUGCUGACUAGACUGAAAGAUUUAGGUGAGUGAAGAUGGGGAGAUUGUAGAGGUUUUGCUGCAGUUGCAUUAGGCAGAGAGAAGAAUUUGUCUUAGUAGUGUUGAGUAGAGUGAUGGGUUUGGUCUGAGUGGUGCUGAAUAAAGUGUGUGGUUUGGACUGAGUGUUGUUUGGAAGCUGGAGGUAUUGAGUGGGUUGGAGCAAAAACAGAAUUAUAUGGUAAAUGAACCAGAUUAUCUGAUGAUACUGAGCAGCUGAGUGAUUGAAGAUUACACAUUACACAACUGACAGGCUCAGUGUCAGUCUGUCCACUUACUGUCCCCUACCCUCAGCCAUAUAAAGCUAGACCUUGUUUAAGCAAGAAUUAACACUUCUACCAUUUCUGUUUGCACCAUUUCUCUUCCCAUUUUCCCUUGUUUUAUUUUACCUUCCUUCUCUGUCUGUUCACAGGAAUGCUCUUUCUAUCUUUUACUGAUAACAUUAACUUUCUCUCAGUUUCAUUAGCAAUUUGUCACCUUCCUGCAAAUUGCUGUUUUCCCCAUCUCUCCUUUCAUGCUCAUAUGGUGAUUUUACUUUCUGUAGGUACACAAAGGCAAAACUGAGUGUAAAUGUCUCUUUGUGCCCGUGAGCUCUGAUACGUCCUGUUCCUUGCUUUAAUCGUUAACACUAACAAAGUUCUUGACAGGCACCAUAGUGCUACCCCAUCCCACCCUUCUGGCCUCGCUGCUCUGACAGAGUGACAGAAUAGGUUUGAGGGGUUGCCUUGAUAGGCUGGUAGUAGCAUGUGUGUGCUUGUAUGUGUGUCCCAGCAGUGUGCCAGGUCCACAGCACUCCCAAGCAUCAGGCUGAUAAGUGGAUAUGUGUCUGCAUGUCACCUGUCUCCCACCCCCCCCAUCCUCCGCCUCCUCUUCCUCCUGUACUCCUCCUGACAGCCCCCACUUCUGAGCGAGGCACUCAUCUCCAGGCUGGAAGGGAGGGAGAGCAGCAAGAGCCGACGUGGUAGCUGCUGUUGCUCACUGGACCACUCUGACAGCUGCUAAUCUCCACUGUGGAGAUAGUGGGAGCGUUACAGCGAGAAUGCCACAUGACUCAGAUUUCCAUGUGGAACACUCCGUGCCCCGCUCUCCAAACCUCUCAGCUGCUCACUCGCCAUGGCCUGCCUUGCCCUCAAUGUGUCAACACAGCCUUAAAUGGUGCAGCACUCAUCUGUCACCUUCGCCAUGACCUUUCUGGAUGAGAUAAAUUAGAGAGCAGCGCGCGAUAUUGCAGAGGGGUGUACGAUAGCAGAGAGCAGCUUCUGAUGGUGCAUGAGUGAUAAUAUGUGGUGGGCCAGGUGGGCGGAGCUAGAGGACUGUUGGCAGUGAUCUGAGAGAAGUGUGCCAGCUCUUGCUCCAUCCUGUGUGCACUGUAUUCACCUGAUAAGCCUCCACUGUGUUCUCCGAGAGGGAGAGCAAGGAGAAGCAAGGGUCUGUCAUUCAGCCUCUCAGGGUGACACAUGUUUAAAAACAUCAGAAAUCUUGGGGGUCUGAGUAGGAGCAGCUUCAUACCUCAGAUACAUUACUGUGUGUGUGUGUGCGUGUGUGUGUGUGUGUUUGUGUGUGUGUGUGUGUGUGUGUGUGUGUGUGUGUGUGUGUGCGUGUAUGUGUGUGUGUGUGUGUGUGUUCAUAUGCUACCAUUGAAGCCGAGAGGAGAUUUCAUCUCUCAUCCUGUCAGCCUGAUUUUCUUAAUUAAAACAUACUGCCUACAAAUCUUACUGCCUACAAUCUUUUAGGAAACUGUAAAUAUCAAAGGGCUAAGAUCUAAUUGAGGAUCUACAAAUGUAUUAAUAUCUAAUUAUUUUGGCUGUAGGUAUAAAUUUUAGAUGGUCAGUAAUUUAUUUGGUAAUUCUAGAUUAUAUUUUACUUUUGUAUCUGUUUUUGUAUACUUUUUAUUAUUAGUUUGUUUGUACACAGGGUACCAAUGGCUGUUUAGGUUGGCUGAGGUUCUAGUGAUUAUGAUAAUUACGCAGUCAGCCUCCUCCUGUCUUAAUACCACACACUUACACACUUACACGUUCAGAGCGGCACAAUAGACAGAGGUCAGAGGAGAAAAACGGCCUUUAUUAAGACUCUUCCCAGAAUGAUCAAAAUAGGCAAAAAGGUCUACAACACAGUUAAACAGGGUUAAGAAAGACACAUCCAUACUCAUAAUGACAGAAACAGGCAGGGAAGGUCAAUACACAGAAAAACUGUAAUUCGGCUUAGCAACACCUAUGAGUAUAUGGCAAGACUUCACAAAGUAUGAAAGCACAGUAUAUAUAUGAAUCUCAAUGAGCUGCUGAGCAAGUGUGGAUGAUAAUGCUCAGGAGAGGAACUAGGGCGGAGCUAGAACUGAUGGUGACCAAUGAGGAGUCGUAGCACCAGGAUGACAUCUCCUAGGGCAAAGUCUCUGACAGACAUCAAGUGCCUUACAGAAUUAUUUGAAAUCAGAAUUGAAUAUCGCAUUAAUUAUUGCCUUUCUUCUUCUUCUAAUUAUUUGUAGACUAUUUUUGCCAUGAUAGUGUUCUUAAGGUAUGUAUGAUGUUUUGGUUGGAUGUGUGAGGUCUGAUAACUGACUGAAAAGCACAGGAUCCUUCUUUUUCUUAACUAAACAUCUCACCUACUCUGGAUGUCAGGUGUGUGACUAGUUAUCAGAGUAAUUUCUUAAACGGUCUCAAUAGGUCUGUCAUCACAAUGCUGUUACAUGAGCAACUAAUUUCUGAGGAGUGAAAUGGGAAGUCUGUGUAUAAAAAUAAGAGUUGUGUGAAUAGGUCAUCUCUGGAGUUCUGAAACUAUUUUAAAUAUAAAACCAUAGAGCUGAGCUGCAAACUCGGGAUCUAAUGAAGUAUGCUUUGUCAGCGUGUAUGAAGUGUGUAUAUGAGUCUACACGUGUUGGUCUUUGUUGCUGCAUGUAUUGGGAAUUUGAGUUUGGGUUAAACUGAGAUAAUAAAUGUGUAUGAAAAUAUUGAAACUUUAUAAAAUAACCUUGGCAUGUGACAAGUGCGUGGUACACAAUGUGAAAAGCUCUGAUACUGAGCAGCACACUAAGGACUUAUUUCACGCACACACACAUUCACACAUAUACACACUCAGACAUGUACCACACACCAUACAUACACCGGCAAUUUCAGAGAGAAAAAUGACUGCCAAAGACAUACUAACUGCCAGGGAGGAGCUAAGUUGUCAACAAAUAAAAUGGAUGAGUAUCCACAAAAACACAAAGUCUCGAGCAUAAUGCAUUGUAUGUAUUUAAAAACAGCUAACUUUUUGUAUUAGGUUUUAUAAAUACCCACUUAUGCUGUAUAUAUAUAUAUUGUAUAUAAAGUGUGAGUUUAUGGUUAAGCCGAGGAGGUGACUCUGGCGUAUUGAUUCUGGAGUUGGAGCAUCUGUCAGUGGAAAAAAGGGAUAAUUGGACAUUAAAUCAAGAGGCCGAACACUAAACCACCGACAACGUGAGCUUUCAAUUGCCUACAAAGAGAGAGGAGGGAGCAAGAAAUAUAUAGAGAGAGAAAUGCGGAAAGAAAUGAACAAAAAACAAACACUUUAGUUGGCCCUUAGAUUUUUUGUGAAUCUAUGGGCACUGUAUCACCUGUCUCCUGGGAGACUGCAGUCACUCAGUUAAAAAAUGUGCUGGACUAAUCUAGUUAGACACUAGCAAGGUGUUUCUCUGGAGCUUUACUACAAAGUAUGAACAGCUUAACCUGUAAAAGAGACAAAGAAAUAAACCGAAAAUAAUCUGUUUACUGUACACCUUAUAACUGAGUGGCUUAGAUGGAUGAGCUCUGUCUGGGGAGGUCUAAUCAGAAAGACGAGGACACAGUUCUUCUGUCCAAUGUACAUAUUAAACUCUUUAUCUUUUGUUGCUGAGGUAUGUAGAUCCUCAUUGUGCUUUCCCUUCACUGUGGGUUGUGACUUUCAUCUAGUAGAAAUGUCAUUUGGUAACAGCUCCAAGUGUCUAUUGUAUAUAACAUGAACAUUCUGUGUGAUUUGCCCCAGUUGAUGUGUAAAUACAUGUUUAUUAUUCACCUGAAUGUCGUUGUCCCACUCUUCGCUUCCUCUCUUGCCCACUACACUUUCUCUGCACUCAGUAUGUGACCUCCUGUUUGUACAUUUCUAAUAGUAUCAGGUUCUUUAAGAAAAUGACUGGAGGAGAGAUCUGGAUGUUCACAAAUCACUAAUGAAAUUGUAUUAUGAAAUACAUUCACAACAUAUAUUGUGCCAUAUUCUUUUGAAAAAGAAUUCUACCAAAUAAAGAUACAAGAUACAAGUCCAAAUAUUUGUGUUUUUGUUUUUAUGUAUAUAUGAUGACAUUGUUUGGUUUUAUAUAGUAUAGUGGAUUUAUAUGGUAUUAGGCAAACUGAAAAUUCUGCAAUGUGUUCAUAAUCAGAGCAAAAAUUGCUGAAUAAGUUGUGGAUUGCAAAACAUUUAUUUACUUUGGAGCUGAGUAACAGGUAAUAUCACUAAACUCCACAAUGUUUCCAUAUUUGAUCCAUAUUUUUUUCCAUUGUGGCUGUUACCAGAAUACCUACUACUGAGCUCAUGGAUUUACAUCUAAAUACAAACCAUUGCCUUUUUAGGGACUGCU
Electrophorus electricus (electric eel) is the source of this 8540-nucleotide messenger RNA. RefSeq names its product cholinergic receptor, muscarinic 2a (gene chrm2a). Gene Ontology annotation, molecular function: G protein-coupled serotonin receptor activity; G protein-coupled acetylcholine receptor activity. The record is from RefSeq and is a predicted model, not a curated record. Gene Ontology annotation, cellular component: synapse; plasma membrane; dendrite. NCBI's taxonomy places the organism in Eukaryota, Metazoa, Chordata, Actinopteri, Gymnotiformes, Gymnotidae. Gene Ontology annotation, biological process: chemical synaptic transmission; regulation of heart contraction; G protein-coupled receptor signaling pathway, coupled to cyclic nucleotide second messenger.